Molecule: messenger RNA, 2340 nt
Organism: Vigna umbellata (rice bean)
Lineage: Eukaryota; Viridiplantae; Streptophyta; Magnoliopsida; Fabales; Fabaceae
Product: putative receptor protein kinase ZmPK1
Biological process (GO): protein phosphorylation; recognition of pollen
Molecular function (GO): ATP binding; protein serine/threonine kinase activity
Source: RefSeq, a predicted model, not a curated record
UCCCUCUUAGUGGAGGGCCCCAACGAUUUCAUGCUCUCACCAAAUGCCAUCUUCUGUGCCGGUUUCUAUGCAGUUGGCCAAAACGCAUAUUCAUUCGCUGUUUGGUACUCCCAAACCAACGGCGAAACCCAGGAUGCAACCGUCGUAUGGAUGGCUAACCGUGACUACCCCGUUAACGGCAAGGGCUCGAAGCUUUCCCUUCUUCCCAACGGCAACCUCGCCUUAAGGGACGCCGACGAAUCCCACGUUUGGUCAACAAACACCGUUUCACCGUUGUCUGUGCAACUGUUUCUCGACAACACUGGCAACCUCGUUCUGCUUGAAACGAAGGGUGGCGGUGUCGUAUUGUGGCAGAGCUUUGAUUUCCCUACGGACACGCUUUUGCCUCAACAAGUGUUCACGAGAUACGCGAAGCUGGUCUCUUCUAGAAGCGAGAGCAACAAGUCCUCCGGUUUCUACUCCUUGUUCUUCGACAACGACAACGUUCUUCGUCUUCUUUACGAUGGUCCUGAAGUUUCUGGCCUUUACUGGCCAAAUCCAUGGUUGGCCACUUUGGACGCUGGACGAUCCACUUACAACAACAGUAGAGUUGCGGUGAUGGACACACUUGGCAAUUUCAGUUCUUCAGAUGAUUUCUCUUUUUUGACUUCCGAUUAUGGCACUCUGAUCCAAAGAAGAUUAGUGCUUGAUCAUGAUGGAAACAUUCGUGUUCAUAGUCGCAGAAAUGGAGGAGAGAAAUGGUCUGUUACGUGGCAAGCCAAAGCAAAACCGUGUAGUAUUCAUGGUAUUUGUGGCCCUAACAGUUUGUGCUCUUACCACCAAAAUUCUAGUAUGAAGUGCUCUUGCCUUCCCGGGUACAAGUGGAAGAAUGAUCACGAUUGGUCUUUUGGAUGUGAACCGAAAUUCUCUACUCUUUGCAACAAAACACAGUCUCGGUUUUUGCAUAUAAGCCGCGUGGAGUUAUAUGGCUAUGACUAUGGGAUUUUGACAAAUUACACUCUCCAUCAGUGUCAGCAGUUAUGCCUUCAAUUAUGCGACUGUAAAGGCAUUCAGUAUACAUAUGUCUUUGGCAGUGGCACUUAUACUUGUUACCCAAAGUUGCAGCUACGGAAUGCGUAUCAGAUACCGUAUUUCAACGCUGAUUUGUACCUGAAACUUCCAGCAAAUAGUUCAUAUUCUUUUGAAGGAUCCACACAUGAGCAGAGUCUUGAUUGUUCUUCGAGUUUGAGCACGAUGCAGCUUGAGAGAGCGUAUGACAUGAUUCAUGAGAGCAGAUAUGUUAAGUUCUUGCUUUGGUUUGUAGGAGGAUUGGGGGCGUUCGAAGUUUUAUGCAUAUUUGUGAUUUGUUUUUUUCUGGUGAGAACAAGGGAGAGAAAAUAUUCUGGUGUGGAUAGACGAGUCUAUCAUUUGGCCAUGACUGGUUUCAGAAAGUUCAGUUAUUCUGAACUGAAACAAGCCACGAAAGGGUUCCGUGAGGAGAUAGGAAGGGGUGCAGGAGGGGUUGUAUUCAAAGGUGUGUUGUUGGAUCAACGAGUUGCAGCUGUGAAGAGACUGAAGGAUGCGAAUCAAGGAGAAGAAGAUUUCCUGGCAGAAGUAAGCAGCAUUGGAAGGCUUAACCAUAUGAACUUGAUUGAGAUGUGGGGGUAUUGUGCUGAGGGAAAACACAGACUCUUGGUGUAUGAGUACAUGGAGCAAGGGUCUCUAGCAGAAAAUAUGGAGUCAGAUGAACUGGACUGGACCAAAAGGUUUAACAUAGCACUAGGUACGGCAAGAGGGUUGGCUUAUGUUCACGAGGAGUGCUUGGAGUGGAUUCUACACUGUGAUGUAAAGCCCCAAAACAUUCUUCUAGAUUCUAACUAUCAUCCAAAGGUAGCGGAUUUUGGGCUGUCAAAGCUGCGAAACAGAAAUGAUACUAGUAGUACAUACUCUAGUUUUUCACGGAUACGAGGAACAAGAGGUUACAUGGCUCCUGAGUGGGUUUUGAACCAACGAAUCACGUCCAAAGUUGACGUUUAUAGCUAUGGAAUUGUUGUUCUGGAAAUGGUGACCGGAAAGAGUGCAACAAAGGAUGUUGAUUACACUGAUAAUGAAGUGGAGAAAGAGCAUCUCAGCAUGGUGGCGUGGCUUAAAGAUAAACAGAAAAAUGGAUGCAGUUGGGUUGGUGAAAUAUUGAAACCCAAUGUAAAAGGAGUUUAUGAGGAAGAUAAGAUCGAAGCUUUGGUGAGAGCGGCUCUGCAAUGCGUUGAAGAAGAAAAGGAGAAGAGACCCACAAUGAGUCAAGUAGUAGAAAUGCUUCUCAAAUGUAGACGCGAAGAUGAUAAUCUGCAUCAUCUCUCAUAA